UUGACUUCCAGUUUCCAGUCACUUUAUUUCUGUUUGUGCUAGCUUCCGCGCUUAAAGGCAGCAGCUUUUUGUGAUUAGUGGUACCCGCGGAACCCGACUUUUCCCUUCCCUCUCAACUUAACCUUUCUCUCGGAUCUUCUUCCGUCAUUACUUUGUUUGCCUUCACCCCCAGAUACGUAAGGCAGCAGAACCUCUCAUCCUGCUGCAGGAUGCUGCGUGUCUUGUCGGUUCUCUAACCAGGGUCAUUCGAUAUUAAGCAUCUCGCAUCUCUUCAGCCUCCGAUAAUGGCAUCACUUCCGAGCUUCUCGGCUUUUGGCCGAACGCGAUCCUCUGAUACUACUUCUCCUCCCGCCUCCUCAUCAUCGCAGCCUGACCAACACGCCACGCCGAACCCUUCAACCGAAUUAACAGAAGAAGAUGAAACUGUAGUCUUCAACAAAAAUGUAUCAGAAGAAAUUGGAAAAUCCGACGUGAAAGUGAUCUCUCGCCCUGCGAGCACACCACAGAUCGCCGACGAGCCCCGGAAGUGCUGGAUUUGUUACACCGACGAAACAGAAGAUACUCCACUGAAUUCGGAAUGGCGAUCUCCUUGCCCAUGUGCUUUAACAGCGCACGAGGUCUGCCUUCUCGAUUGGCUUGCCGACCUUGAGAACCCUCGUGCCCGCAGACGCACCGGCCGACAUGCGAAGAUGGUAUGCCCGCAGUGCAAGACCGAGAUCAUUGUCACCCGCCCCCGAAGCUAUAUUGUGGAUGUCGUGCGGCUCGUUGAGCGAGUAGCCGGCCGACUGGUGGUUCCGGGGAUGGUGUUUACACUGGCGGGUACUGUCUGGGCUGGUUGCUGUGCGCAUGGAGUAUACUCGAUGUACUUCGUCUUCGGGACAGAUGAGGCGAAGCAGAUCCUAGAAGAAGCGGCGGAAGGCACUUGGAACUCCAGCCUGAAUCUUGGACUGCCGCUGAUUCCCUUGGUACUGAUCUUUUCUCGCACCCGCUACGCAGAGGGUCUCCUCCCUGCCAUUCCCGUCCUAUUUUUCGCAACGCAUAAUCCGGGACAGGAGCCGGAUAUUGACCUCUGGCCACCGAGUGCUGCCGUGACUUUUGCGGCUCUCCCGUAUAUCAAGAGUUUCUAUGGCGCCCUCUACGAAAGAUUGUUUGGCAAGUGGGAACGGAAGUGGAUUGCCGAGGUACAGCCAAGGCAGUCCGAUAUCAACGAAUUUGACGACAAUGCACCGCCGGAACACCCGGAACCGGAGCAAGAGGAAGAUGACGGGGUUUUGAUGGAGUUUGAUCUGGAAUUUCAAGUUGGAAUGGCGGGUGAAGAACCGCAGGAUUUACUUGGUCUGGGAAACCGACAGCAACAACAGGACCAAGGACAGAACCAAGGCGCCGGGAUAAAUGGACACAACAUCGUCAGCGAUACAAGCAGCCUCGCAGACAUUGUCCUUGGAGCGCUCGCGUUCCCAGCUAUUUCAGCUUCAAUGGGAGGGCUCCUCAAAUACGUCUUGCCAAAGUCAUGGACUACGACAUCGGCUUUGGAACGAGGACGACCAGGCCUCCUACAGACUAGAUGGGGCCGAAGCGUUAUUGGGGGCUGCGUAUUUGUCCUUCUCAAGGACGCGUUGGUUCUUUACUGUCGUUGGAAACUAGCCCAAUCGCAUAGGCGUCGUAAAGUGCAGAAUUACGAUCGGUCAAAGAAAAAGGUUACCAGAUAACCUUUCCCCUUGGGUCGGGGUUUCCUACCUUUUACGAACUCGUGACGAUGCAUUCUAGGCGUUUUGGAGAUGAAUUGGCUAGCCAUAUUAUUAAUAUGCUGGAGGCGAUCAGAUUGUGACACGACUAUAAUUCAAGUGUGUACAAUUAAAACAAGCAAAUCUCACAACAAAUAUACGUAAAAUAUCACUCGGAAAAUAGCAAUACUGGGGGUAAUUUUAAUUGUUGUCCUG
Aspergillus versicolor CBS 583.65 is the source of this 1940-nucleotide messenger RNA. RefSeq names its product RING finger domain protein. The transcript has a single exon. Gene Ontology annotation, molecular function: zinc ion binding. NCBI's taxonomy places the organism in Eukaryota, Fungi, Ascomycota, Eurotiomycetes, Eurotiales, Aspergillaceae. The record is from RefSeq and is a predicted model, not a curated record. Bases 285 to 1709 code for a protein of 474 amino acids.